Drosophila albomicans is the source of this 803-nucleotide messenger RNA. RefSeq lists its product as uncharacterized. The transcript has 3 exons. Lineage: Eukaryota; Metazoa; Arthropoda; Insecta; Diptera; Drosophilidae. The coding region runs from base 93 to 668 and encodes 191 amino acids. The record is from RefSeq and is a predicted model, not a curated record.
UUCAGUUCACCGGAGAUUUUAAUCACAAUACACAACAACUUUUAAAUUUUUUAUAGCAAAACAUUAAAACUUUUACAAGUAAAAGUUUUGCAAUGUUCAAGCUAAAAUCGUUUAAUAAACAAUUUUGUUUAUUGGCUCGUAGUUAUGGCCUCAAGGGAGAAUUGUGCGAUCAAAUAAUGGAGAUUCCCAAACGUGAUGACAGCUAUUUUUUCACAUUACGCACUAUGCUGAUUGGAUUGUGCAUCUACGGGGUGGUGGACACUCUGUUCUUUACUGUAAGAUCUUAUAGCAAGAGGAGCUUCAUGCCGCUGACUCUGUGGCAAAAUGAUGACUAUCCCUUAAUUUCCCCAAAAUAUUCACGAUUUGUGCGCACGAUUAAUCGAUUGGUACAACUGCAUUUUUGGGUUUUUCUGAGCUAUGCUGCCAUUAAUGUUUCGCCUAAAUUCAUGUGGCCUUGGCUGACAUAUCAGUGCUUACUCAUGGCCGUCUAUAUAGCGAAAUUUAUAAUCGAUUUAGUAAAGGGCUGUUUAGACUGGAAACACUUUCUAAUCAAUGAACUUUUCAUGCAUAGUCUGAUUGCUAAAUUUGUCUAUUACUGCAAGCUUAAUUAUGAGAAGCAGCUGUCGCCAAGUUUGGAUGCCAUUGAAAUUCCUUCUGAAUUAAAAUAACCCAGCGACAAUUAAAAAUCGCUUAAUGAGUAAUUGAAAGUAGUAGAAAGUUAAUCAAGUUGAUAUACAUAUUUUAUAAAUUUUAGAGUGUUUAAUUUUGGUUUUAUUCACAUUAAAUAGAGUUUAGCUAGUAAA